AUGGUCGACUCCGCCGACGAGCCUCCGCUGUCAAGUCGUCUAAUCUCAUGGGCUAAGACCAAGACUCCCUCAGCGCCAUCCUCGCCUACUCCCCAUCGAAAUCCCCCCGACCCUUCGGACCAAUCUCCUUCCGCGCGAUACAGUCCAGACACCCGCCGACAAGAUGCUGGGAGUAGCCCCUCUGCAGCUGGUCCUGCAACAACCACAGACCAUUCCACUGCUGGAAGAACGGAUAAAGAGCAACAAAAUCCACCGAUUGUGGACGAGAAAGGAGAUGGAACGCAAUCUUCCGCCCUAGGAAAUGUGCCUCCCAAGGACAAAGCGCCCUUGGUCAACCGUUUCUUCCGCGAUGUCAAGCGCAUCCUCUUUUCCAGUUGGGUCAAUUGGCUCCUCGUCUUUGUCCCAGUUGGCAUUAUACUCGGGAUUAUUGUCGACUGGUUGGAUAGCCGAAUUGUGAGCCCUAGCGCAGUAUUUGCCAUCAACGCAGUCGCCAUUAUCCCCUUGGCCUCCCUUCUGGCGUAUGCAACCGAGAGUGUUGCCAUCAAACUGGGCGAUACCAUCGGUGCUCUUCUGAAUGUCACCUUUGGAAAUGCCGUCGAAUUGAUCAUCUUCAUCAUUGCUCUAGCAGCAAAAGAAGUGCGCGUGGUUCAGGCCGCCGCCCUAGGUUCGAUCUUGUCCAAUCUUCUUUUGAUCUUGGGCAUGUGCUUCGUGGCCGGCGGUCUUCGGUUUCGAGAGCAACUAUACAAUUCAACUGUGUCUCAGAUGAGCGCGUGCCUGUUAUGUCUGAGCGUCAUCAGUCUCCUCUUACCGACAGCCUUUCAUGCUUCAUUCUCGAGCACAGCGAAGGCGGAUCACGUGGUAUUGAAGGUCUCACGGGGCACCAGCGUGGUGCUCUUGUUGGUCUACUUACUUUACCUACUGUUCUCGCUCAAGUCCCACGCCUUUAUGUACCAGAGCACUCCUCAACAUCUCAUUGACGAGGAGUCGCAUCCGGGAGUCCUCGCCGACAUUCUCAACUCCAGCUCUUCGAGUGACUCAUCGAGUUCAAGUGACAGUGACACGGAUUCUAGUUCCAACUCGAACACGACCACUAAACGCAUCAAGCGCGCACUCCGCCGCAAGCGACGCAAGUCAACCUCAAGCACCAAGGAAAACUCCUCCGUUCUGGCAUUCACCAGAAGCUCAUCCAUGCUCACCGGCCACGGCGGCUCAAUGAUCCAACCUACAUCUCUCACUUCGGCAGAACUAGAACCCGUCUUUAGCGGGGACGAGGCUGACGUCGACGGAGAAGGAAGAGCAGGUGGCCAUCGCUCUCGUACACAUACUGUUCACUCUCGCGACUUUGAAGGCGCCAUGCAGGCCGACCAGGCCUCAGAGAAAUCCCUGAAACGCCACCGAAAAUCAAAGAAGUCCAAACGUGCCAGGAAGGAUAAACACAAGGGAAAGAGCAAAGAACCGGAAAAGGAAAAGGAAAAGGAGCCCAUCGUGGAGACGGUGACCCAGGAGAGCUCUUUCUCGACUGCGGACACAGUACAACCACAAGUUGGAUUUGCGUCGGAUAUCCAAGAGAUUCCCAACGAUGCCAAUGUGAAGCGAACGUUUAAUAUUCGGAACAUCUCUGAAGCUGUCAAGCCUGCAUUCACAUCAGCAAAUUUCCCCCAUCAUCAAGCCACCGGAAGGCCUCUUGCAAUCCCUAUUCGUCCCACUUCGCAGCCGCGACCUGCCCCUCGACCUGUACGUCGAACUGCUUCAAUGCCGGACAUUUUUCACCCCACGAUCUCCAGCAACCGGUUGGUGCCUACGAUGUCUGCACCGGCCCAACAUGAUGCACCGUCGUCGGAAGGUGCAAUUGAGGUCCAAGCGGAUGAUGUCGUGGAACCCCAGACCCACCUAUCCCGCACGUCUGCUAUUGUCCUGCUGCUGGCGACGACAGGGCUUGUCGCGUUAUGUGCCGAGUUCUUGGUCGGCAGCAUUGAUUAUUUGAUCGCCAACAGCGGUGUCAGUCAAGAAUUUAUCGGUCUGAUCAUUCUGCCCAUUGUCGGCAAUGCCGCGGAGCAUGUGACGGCUGUGACAGUUGCAGCCAAAAACAAGAUGGACCUGGCGAUUAAUAUUGCCUUGGGUAGCAGCAUUCAAAUUGCGCUCUUUGUCACUCCUCUGAUGGUCAUUCUGGGGUGGAUCAUCAAGACAGAUAUGAGUCUGUAUUUCAGCCUUUUCGAAACCGUCAGCUUGUUUGCCAGUGCCUUUAUUGUCAGCUUCCUGAUGAUUGAUGGCCGAAGCAACUACCUGGAAGGAGCGUUGCUCAUUGCAGCAUAUAUUAUCAUUGCUGUAGCGGCGUUCUUCUAUCCCAGUUGUGAUCUGAGCUCCGCGAGCGGUGCACUCGACGGCACCAAUCCGGGGUGCUAA
Molecule: messenger RNA, 2403 nt
Organism: Fonsecaea multimorphosa CBS 102226
Lineage: Eukaryota; Fungi; Ascomycota; Eurotiomycetes; Chaetothyriales; Herpotrichiellaceae
Exons: 2
Coding region: 1-2403 (800 amino acids)
Biological process (GO): intracellular calcium ion homeostasis; calcium ion transmembrane transport
Cellular component (GO): fungal-type vacuole membrane
Molecular function (GO): calcium:proton antiporter activity
Source: RefSeq, a predicted model, not a curated record